Linum trigynum is the source of this 3937-nucleotide messenger RNA. NCBI's taxonomy places the organism in Eukaryota, Viridiplantae, Streptophyta, Magnoliopsida, Malpighiales, Linaceae. The record is from the annotation of a GenBank genome assembly.
GUGAACUACAUUGCACCCAACUACUAUCUAUAACAUGAACAUGUGGCAUUUUGUACACAAUUAUCAUAUAAUAUUGUGUAUACGCAUUUGUCACAUAAUUAUAAGUCAUGACAUAGUCUAUACACAUUUGUAUACUAGUACAUGUUGAGUGUUCGAUUCGUAAACACUCAACAUCGCAUCUAGAUCUAGAUGACCUUAGUAUUCAAAGACAAGACAAUAGGAUUAAAAUGUCCACAAUAAGAAUAAUAUGGAGUUCAUUUGGUAAGGGAGCCAGGGAGGUAGACGUCUAGGACUAAUCUGCACUGUGCACAAAAAGAAGUGCACUAAUUUGAAAUUUGGCUGUGGACUCUGUCUCCGUGUUACCAGGUGUAUAUAGCUUAUAUGGGCGACCGUCCUCCAAAGAGCCAAGGUUCUCUAACUCUUCCCGAGCUCCACAUCAACUUGCUUCGACGCAUCAUCGGCAGUGCUAGGGUCGCCUCAGAUUCCUUGAUCUACAGCUACCAUCGGAGCUUCAACGGCUUCGCUGCCAGACUAACACAGGCCGAGCAUCUGAAACUUGCCGCCUAUGAAGGUGUAGUUUCUGUGUUCCCCAACAAGAUAGUGAAACUCCACACGACAAGAUCAUGGGAUUUCAUCGGCUACCCGAAGAAUGCGUCGACAUCCACCCGCCGCCAACAGAGCAACAUGAUCAUCGGAAUGCUCGACACCGGGGUCUGGCCGGAGUCCCAGAGCUUCAACGAUUCCGGUUACGGCCCACCUCCAAAGAAAUGGAAGGGUAGAUGCCAAUCGUCCUCCAAUUUUACCUGUAACAAUAAGAUAAUUGGAGCACGGUACUACAAUGCUGAAGGAGAUUACGGUCCAGACGAUAUCCGUUCACCAAGGGACUCGGAAGGCCAUGGAAGUCACACUGCAUCCACUGCUGCAGGGAACCUUGUCACCUCGGCUAAUCUCUAUGGCAUUGCCAAUGGGACUGCCCGCGGCGGGGUCCCGGCUGCUCGAAUCGCUGUCUACAAGAUCUGCUGGUCUUUUGGUUGUUCAAGUGCUGAUAUUCUAAAAGCUUUUGAUGAUGCUUGUGCUGAUGGAGUCGACAUAAUCUCGCUCUCAGUUGGUGGUGGGCCAAUGGAUUAUUUCCGUGACCCCAUUGCCAUUGGGGCUUUCCAUUGCAUGAAGAAGGGAAUCUUAACUUCCAACUCGGCUGGCAACAGUGGCCCUACUCCUGGAUCGGUCGCCAAUGGCUCUCCUUGGUCACUCACUGUUGCUGCUAACACCAUUGACAGAAAGUUGACGACCAAUGUCAAGUUGGGUAAUGGCAAAAUUUAUAAUGGGAGCGCUCUCAACACCUUUCAGCCCAAGAAACCGAUGUAUCCUCUUAUCUACGGUGGAGAUGCACCAAAUAAGACGGCAGGAUAUGAUGGAAACGUUUCCAAGUAUUGCGACUCGGAUUCUUUGGACAAAAAUCUGGUGCAAGGGAAAAUUGUUUAUUGUGAGACUGGCAGCCAGGGAGAUGGAGCUAUAGCUGCUGGUGCCGUUGGGGCCAUAAUGGGAAACAAUGAUCAGGGAGACGUGGCGUUUCCUUUCCCUUUGCCCGUCUCUCUCUUGAAUGAAACGGAUGGAAACAAUGUUGUGAAAUACUCAAACUCAACUAGGGGCCCAACUGCAGUGAUAUCCAAGACGGUUGACUACCUGGAUGGCUCACCCGCUUACGCGGUUUACUUUUCCUCGAGGGGUCCAAAUACGAUAACCCCUGACAUUCUUAAACCCGACUUGACAGGACCAGGAGUAAAUAUACUGGCAGCAUGGUCUAAGGCUACAACUGUGUCGGGAGAACCUGGUGACAAAAGAGUUGUCCCAUACAACAUCAUCUCUGGUACUUCAAUGUCUUGCCCCCAUGUAUCUGGAGCAGCUGCUUAUGUCAAAUCGUUCCACCGUACUUGGUCCCCUGCUGCGAUUAAGUCAGCUCUUAUGACAACAGCUCAACCCCUGAGUGCCAAGUAUAAUCCUGAGGCUGAGUUAGCAUACGGGACAGGACAAAUUGAUCCAAUCAAGGCUGCAGAUCCUGGACUAGUAUAUGAUGCUAGGGAGAAGGAUUAUAUCAGAUUUCUCUGCGGCCAAGGGUAUUCGACCAAGCAACUCCAACUUGUCACUGGAGAUCCGAGUGCUUGCACUGCGGCAACAAAUGGAACCGUGUGGGAUCUAAACUACCCUACUUUUGCUCUAUCAGCAGCCAGAUCAGGAGUCUCUGUGUCUCGGGUAUUUCACAGAACCGUCACAAAUGUUGGAUCAGCAAAUGCGACAUAUAAAGCCACGGUAAAGGCACCGGCAAACCUUGAGGUUCGGGUUAACCCAAGUGUGCUUAGUUUCAAGACUACUGGGGAGAAAAAGCCAUUUGCUGUGACAGUCUCUACUGUGGUUAAGAACUAUACCAUAUCUGGGAUUUUGGUCUGGAGUGAUGGGAAGCACAUAGUAAGGAGUCCCAUUGCCGCAUUUAUGUCAUUCAUUGAGUGAUUAUGCAUUAAGCUGGGGACUGUAUCUGUUGGGAAGUUUGAUUAUGAGAAAAUUUUAGUUGGUGGCAUGCUGGAUGUAAGUAUAUGUUCUACCAAAUACAUUUGAAAUUAUUGUAGGAUUAAAGUUGUAAUGUACUUUGAUUCAUCAACAUUGAAAUCUACUAUCAUCUUUAUGAUUCGCUUACUGCCUAAGAUACUCUUGACUUUAGACAUUACAUUAUGCCCUGAGCUGUGCAGCAGCAAUUCUUAGCAUCCAUUAACUGUAGAUACCUUCAAAUUGGAAACACUUAUUCUUACAGGUCUUUCACCCAAUCUAUCACAAGGCAACCGUAUUUGUACAGCUACACUAAAUCAUGGCGUUAGUUCACGUAUAGUAUUAUAGUUGAUAGAUAGGUAAAAUGUUGCAGGUUGAUGUGCAGAUUAACGAUGGUUUUUUUUUUUUUUUUGACAAUCAGAUUAACGAUGGUGAUGUUGGGGAAUGAUCCGAAUUCAGUUGGUCCAGUGAACUCAUCUAGAUUCUAGCUCAUAGUUCCCAGAGUUGGAAAGUUUUGGCUUUUCAGGUGUUGUGCUUUGUCUCGCUCUCUUGUGUAGCCUGUAGGGUGUUUCUAUCAAUACGUUGGACGUGAACGGCACAAUGUUCUCUCUUGUUAAUGCUGGAUAAGUCCCAAACACCAAUUUAAAUUUCACUGCUUAAAUGUCUUAAACCUACUUCCUGAUAACGUGUUGUUGACUUAUGGUCCUUCUCAUCUAGUUUGGUUGCCGAAUUCUUCUGAUACCUUCUCAUCUAGUUUGUGACUUUGUGUACUAUCAGAGCAUCUUAACGCAUUAACAACGAAGAAACAAUGAAGCGAGGUGGAUGAAACAUAUCUAGUCGAUGCUGUCUCUGCCUCAACAACGAAGAAACAACAGACCAUCUACUAAUUCAAUGCCCUUUUUCACAGGAUGUUUGGCAGCGGGUUGAACUUGCUAUCUCACUACAUACUUUUCAACUUACGAGCAUCAUUGAUAUCAUUAGAAUGUGACCUACCCUGUCUUCAUCUUGCCCAUCGGGAUGGUUUUCGGCGAAUGCUCUUCACGCAAUUUGUUGGUUUCUUAUAGAAAGAAAGGAACAGCCGUUCGAGGGAAAGAGUACACGACGAGUAAAGUGGCCAACUGCAGAAUUGUUGGUGCACGGAUUCAGUGGUUGCAGGCAAUAACGAAAAUUGAUAGAAUGGAUAGCUAGGUUGGCUCUGAUUCUGACUAUUUUUACUGUUUUAGCCGCCAAGAUGUGAGGUGUCUCUUUCCCCAUAUGUUAGGCUCUUCUUGUGUGUUUUCAAGGGUCCUUAGUCUCAUUCAUAAUGAGAUUUUGCUGCAUCUCUUGCUGUAUCUGUACUUCAUUUCCGUUCUGAUUUUAAUUAAUUUUGCCAUUAUCUUAAGAAAAAAGUUCCUUGCUU